Messenger RNA from Staurois parvus, 351 nucleotides. NCBI's taxonomy places the organism in Eukaryota, Metazoa, Chordata, Amphibia, Anura, Ranidae. The record is from the annotation of a GenBank genome assembly.
GUCAAAAAUUUCAACACCCAGGCAGUGUGAAGAGGACCUGAAUGUGGCAACAUGGCAGAGUGUGGCGAUGGAGACAGCAGCCAUGGGAGGCCGUACAGGGACCCAUGAGAGACUCUGGACUGGCAGCAGCGAUGAGGUGGCGGUAUAUGGGGCCCAUGGCAGAUUAGGGGCGCCUGGCAGCAGAUAUGGGAGGCCCGUAAUCUGCCAGCACCCUAUGUCAAAAAAUUCAAACACACCAGCAGUGUGAAGAGACCUGAAUGUGGCACAUGGCAGAGUGUGGCGAUGUAGACCGCAGCAAUGGGAGGCCGUACAGGGACCCAUGACAGACUCUGGACUUGGCAGCAGCUAUGA